CGACUGCACGCGGCGAUCACUUGGCGCAGAGACCGGAGCGCGAGACGGUUCUACCUAACGCUCUCCGCCACUUUUAAAAUCUCAACAAACUAGUUUUAUUUUUCCCGAAAUGAACGAAGUAUUUUAAAAAAAGAAAGUGGAUUUGUUUUUAUCUUUUUGUCAAGAAAUAUUUAAGCUUGCUAGGUUGUAAUAUUCGCGUUUUUCGCGUGUUAAGAACCCGUAUAAGUGUUGUUGUUGUUUUUUUUUUUUAUGUUCUGGUCGCGGAUGUUUUUGGUUAUUUUUCUUUACCUCCAGAUCGAUUUUCGGUAAAGUUUUAACCUCCGGUUUUGGAGCAUCAGAAACCUUGAAGAAGACGACCGAAGAGCUCAAGCAGCCGAAAUUAUGAAGGAAAUGCGGCUGACGGAUCCUCUGAAGAAUGUGUUCGUCUUCAUUGUCCUUCUUUCCAAAGGCUUAUGUGAAAAUGACCUCUUCCUGUCAUUCUGUGGUACCUGGCACCAUGGCAACACCGCCUUGAACCUGAACGUCAACAUCUCCACCGGCUGUAAUGAGAUGCUAAUCUCAGCCAAUGAGAACUCCAUGUCCAUCAGCGGGCAGAUCACCGCCCACUGCACAAACUCUGACGUCAUUCCUCUCAACCAAUAUGGCCUGGAUACGGAGCAGGACACGGACUUCUGUGUAAAGUGGGAGCCACUGCUGGACAUGCUGCUCCUGCAGGUGGGAGGUCGGACUCUGACUCUGUGCUGGCCCACGAGGCCGAGAGACUCCUGCUGCACUGAUUUAAGCAAUGGUCAGAAAGGGAACAUUGCUACGUAUGGCAUCAAAAAAGGAUCCGUCAGAGGUGAUCUACUCGCAGAGGAAACACUGUCGACCUACAGCUUCAAUGGACAGUCCACAAGCUACGCAAAAUUGUGUUUUCAAGCAGCCCAGUCGGACUUGGAGAGCUCGCAUUUGAGCGAACGUCCCUGCGCUCACAGAUCUGAGAAGGAGCUGAAGAAAGCAGAUCCUCGAGGCUUCAGCGUGGAAUCACCCGUCAAAGCGGGUUCCUCCUCCAAGCCGGUCGUGUCCGUCUACAUCCCUCCUGCUGUGGGGAAGAGAACCCUCAAGGCCAGAAGCAAGCUGGUGGUCACUUUCUACAACAGCAGCGUCUUUCAGGAAGUCCACGACAAGGUGAAGCUGCUGAAAGAGGUGGUUGAGAUCACGGUGGAGAACGAGCUCAUCGUGGAUCUGUCCGAGCCGGUGAAGAUGGACUUCCACCACGACGCCGUGUCGAGGUAUCCGAGGAGCUGCGUGUCGUGGGACACUCGAAAAGAUCCUCUGCAGAUGAACUGGUUAAAGGACGGAUGUGUGACGAAUGAGAAGGGGCCGCGGCACACCGAGUGCUUGUGCAACCAUCUGACGUACUUCUCUGUGAUGGUGCAAAUGGAGCCUCGACCGAUGCGCCAUCUGCUGGCGCUCACGGCCAUUACAUCUGUGGGCUGCGCCGUCUCCUUCAUCAGCUGUGUUGUCCUGAUUGUCCUCCUCUGCAGAAAAAAGAGGUGCUCCAAAGAGCAGUCCUUACCCAUCCACCUGGGCCUGACCUGCUCCCUGGCCCUCCUCAGUCUGCUCUUCUUCUUCACCGGAGUCCUGGCUAAUGUGGGCGGGGAGAGUGUUUGUGUUUGGGUGGGGGCCCUCCUUCACUACGCCCUGCUCAGCUCCCUGACCUGGAUGGGGAUCGAGGUGUUCCACACCUUCUGGUUGGUCUACAUGGUCUUCAAGCCCUGCCCCAAGCUCUACGUGUGGAACCUCAUUGGUUUUGCACUUCCUGUGCUUCCUGUUGUGGUCCUGCUUGCCGUGGGGGAUAUUUAUGGACUGAGGGAGGUGUUUUCAACCAGUGACCCCCCAGAAGCUUUACGGAUGUGCUGGAUGAAGGUUUCCCAUCAGGCCCUGCUGGCUCAGGGCUUCACCACCAUGACCGUCCUGGCGCUCCUGGUCUCCUCCGGGAUGGUGAUCCUCUUCCUCGUCUUCCGGGAGAUCCGCACCAGGGACGAGUGGAAGCAGAGACGAGUGGCUUUCCUCAGCAUCUGGGGCCUGAGCUGCCUGUUUGGGUCCACCUGGUGCCUGAUCUUCCUGGACUUUGAACCUCUCUCAGACUUCAUUCACUUUCUCUUCUGCAUCCUCAACUCAUUUCAAGGCUUCUUCCUGAUGCUGAGGUUCUGUCUGCUGAACUGGAUGAGAAAACAGGCCAAAGGUUCUGGUCUCAGCAGCACCAGCUCUGGAUCCACCAGGCAGCACAUGCUGCAGGCCCAGGACAAGAGCUAGCCUCAGCCAGUGCAGGCUGCGUGUGUGUUGUGUGUGUGAAAGCGCGUUCUACUGUGGAAGGCGGCGCUCCUCGCAGAAACGGCUCAUAGCUCGUGGCAGAGAAGACGACAACCUCCAACCAGCUGGAUUGGUUAUUGAAGCACAGCAAAGCUCCAAGUGGGGCGUUUCAGUCUAAACGCUGAGCUGAAGUCAUGAAAUGACCCGGAUUCUGUUCCAAACAUCAAAGGUUUUUCAGGAAAAUGCUGCGUUCAUGGAACCAUGGUUGUAGUUUGAAAAAAAGUGAUAUAGUCAGAGAUGUUGCACCCGGAAAUAGACAUAAAUAGUUUUUUUAUCAUAAACAUUCAGCUGUAAUUAAUCAAGAAAAAGACAUGAAAUGUGUUUGACUUCAACUGUAAAGGUGUGACACCAAAUAUUCUCUAAAGUGAUGGAAAGGAGUUAAAACGAAGGAAUUUGAUCCUCUCUUCUUUUGGCCAGUAUCGGUGAAAUUCCGUGCUCUCUCAGGAAAUCCCAGCAGCCUGGAAGCUGCUGAACACAGGCUGGGAAUCCAUUUCAAAAAGGGAUUAUUGGGAACGUUUUAUCUUAGAGAUUUCUCUAAAAUCAAAACUUUUGUUGAGCUUGAACCUUAGAUAAGCUUUUUUUUUUGUAACCCUUGUGCUAUCCUAGGCACUUUAACGUUGGGUCAUCUAGACCCACUAGACAGUGCCCUGAACCUUUUUUUCUUCAAUGAUUUGUGAUCCUCACUGGUGUCCAUGGAUUACAUGAAAUCUUUCCACCUUUGUCAUGCUAGGGAGAAGACGUCAAAGUAAGGGUGGGGUCAUCUAAGAUAGCACAAGGGUUAAAAAAGGAUUUUAAAUGGAAAAAUGUUUUGAAUGUGCUUUUUUAAUUUAACCUCUUUGUAAAGCACUUUAGAUUGUCUCUGUGAGUUUCUCCGCUUUGUUGUGAUGUGCUUAGAAAUCGGUCCUGUUUUCCACGCUGUUGUUUGAAAAAGAAAUGUGAAAGUGUCAAAGCUCUGCUUAAUAAAACAUAAAUGAAAGACACAAA
Messenger RNA from Oryzias latipes (Japanese medaka), 3339 nucleotides. It is a transcript of the gene adgrg1, whose product is annotated as adhesion G protein-coupled receptor G1. Gene Ontology annotation, biological process: adenylate cyclase-activating G protein-coupled receptor signaling pathway; cell surface receptor signaling pathway. The record is from RefSeq and is a predicted model, not a curated record. Gene Ontology annotation, cellular component: plasma membrane. NCBI's taxonomy places the organism in Eukaryota, Metazoa, Chordata, Actinopteri, Beloniformes, Adrianichthyidae. Gene Ontology annotation, molecular function: G protein-coupled receptor activity.